Molecule: messenger RNA, 2808 nt
Organism: Jaminaea rosea
Lineage: Eukaryota; Fungi; Basidiomycota; Exobasidiomycetes; Microstromatales
Product: ADC synthase
Exons: 1
Coding region: 23-2746 (907 amino acids)
Biological process (GO): L-tryptophan biosynthetic process
Source: RefSeq, a predicted model, not a curated record
CGCUUUGCUCACACACAAUGAAAUGAACGAAACUACAGUCGGGUCGUCAGGCCACAACCCGCUCACAUCAACCUCAUCAGCGGUACCUUUACCUCGCAUCCUAAUCAUAGACCAUUUCGACUCGUACACGCUCAACCUCCUCACGCUCCUCGCCGCACUUUGCAACGAUUCCUCCAGCGUCUCAGACCGAGUCGUCGUCCUACCGCACACUCACCAUUUGCUCGCCUCGCAAGACGCCUUCUGUCAACACCUCCUUCCACACUUCGACGCUCUCAUCCUCUCUCCUGGUCCUGGCUCACCCGAUCGAAAGGCAGACUUCGGCUUUGGGCUCGAGUACCUACGCAAUGCUGCGAAAUACCGUCUGCCUACAUUGGGCGUUUGUUUGGGACAUCAGGGUAUGGCAACCGCCUUCGGUGGAGUAGUGAGACGGGCCAAAUCGAUACAGCAUGGCACGCAGAGCUCCCUGCAAUACUCCAAAGGGGACGUCCCUCAAGCAGGCAUCUUCGCCAACGUACCCCCCGGCACGCGCGUAACGCGAUACAACAGUCUCACCGUCGACCCUUCUACCCUGCCGGAGUGUCUUGAGAUGACAGCCUACGCCGACGACCCCCGCAAUGACUGCGUCGAAGCCCCACCGCAGGUCUCUGAGCUGAUGCGCAGCCGGGCCACUUCCCCGACCACUACCAUGGAGUCGGAGCGGUGCGUGCUUGGUCUGCAACACAAGACUUUGCCACUUUGGGGAGUGCAAUUUCAUCCCGAGUCGAUCGAGAGUAGGGAGGGCGUCAGGAUGAUGCACAACUUUAUUGAGAUGGCGAGGAAGUGGCAGAAGGAGGGAAACGAGACAGCAUGCGGUUCUAGCUUGAAAAUCCCCCCGAGCAUCUUGGCAGAGGGGGCACGAUAUGUGGCGGCUGCUCGACCAUCGCCCACAUGUGGGGCUACACUGCCGAAGAAGCUUUGGAAGGUCGUCGAGGUUGACUUCGGUGACCUGCCAGUCGCCGCGGAUAAAGCAGAGGAGGUCUUUGCCCGCCUUUUCAAGAAGGGGGCCAGGCACCCCUCCGUCUGGCUGGACUCUGCAAGACCUGGUGAUCCGCAGUCCAACUUUUCGUACAUGGCCUCGCCAAGCUGCUCGAUCAAGUACCGAGCCGGAAGUAGGACCGUGGAGCUCUACGGCUCUAGAGCGCAGCAGCGCACGUCGCUACGUCUUGACCAGGGGGAGGACUUUUGGCAUUGCAUGCACCAGGCCCAGCAGGAAUUACAAGGACUGACGCAUUUCGACAGGUCAAGUGGGGCGCCCAAUGUCUUUCGAUGCGGGUUCGUAGGUUAUUGGGGAUACGAGAUGGGGAUCGAUAGCCUUGGCUUGCAGGAGGACGAGACCAUAUCUUCGCCUGGCAGCGAAGAGGUAGAAAGCUUGUCAGCGUCCGAGUUUGGCUUCUGCCCAACCGUGCUUCAGCUUGACCACUCAACGGGCAGAUGGAAGGGAUACAUUCUCGAGCGACAAGACGGCGCCCAAGGCAGCGAGCGACGCUCACGACUCCUCCUCAGCAUGAAGGAUCUACAUGGCAUCGGCCUCUCUCCAGCGGAUGCUCGUAAAUGGGCUGACCUGGUCAGGACGGAGCUCACGGCCAUCUCUUCUACUCACGCUCGAUCAAUUCUGCGCGCUCCGCCGCCGCUCUCGACCCUCAUCUCCCCGCUUCAUCCCGUGGAUUGUCCCGAAGACUACCAGCUCAAGGUAGAAGCGGCUCGCGCUCUCAUUGCGCAAGGGGAGAGCUACGAGCUCUGCCUUACCAGCCAAUUCUGCGGCCGGCUCAGCAAUGCAGGCGUGGACCACUUCUCCGUCUACCGGGCUCUCCGCGCCAAGAACCCCGCUCCAUACGCCGCAUUCAUGGAGCUUGCCCCCGAGGACAGCAGCGGUGAUCGGAGACGGACGAUCCUCAGCACCUCACCGGAGCGUUUCCUCAGCAAGACGUCCGCCGGCCUCGUCGAAAUGAAGCCAAUCAAGGGCACUCUACCCCGCGCCGGCCUUACCGCCCUCGACAAGGCUCAUCUCUCCCGACUCCCUACUCCAGAGGCCCGCAACGCUUGGCUACAAGAGCAAGACGCUCUACGCCGCUCCCUCUUGCAAGCGGAUAAGAAGGAGAGGGCCGAGAAUCUCAUGAUCGUCGACCUCAUUCGGGCGGAUCUGCUCAGCUUCUGUGAGGCGGGAAGCGUUCAUGUGCCUGGACUGAUGAGGGUCGAGAGCUUUGAGAGCGUGCAUCAGUUGGUUACGACGGUCAGGGGUGUGGUGGUAGGGGCGGGCAAGGGUGGGAUGGGAGAAGGAGUGGGACCCGUCGAGGCAUUGAGGCGGUGCUUCCCACCGGGAAGCAUGACGGGUGCCCCGAAGAGAAGGAGUGUAACUUUGCUUCAGAGAUUGGAAGGCAAGAGGCGCGUGUCCAAUGCAAAGGAGACUGCCGCACUCGAAGCUGUUCAAGAGGAGUGCGCUACUCCCAGCAUCAACGCCUCCUCCCCCGCCUGGCGCACCUCGCACCGCCCACGCGGCGUCUAUUCCGGGGCCCUAGGCUGGAUCGGCGUAGAUGGGGCCACAGACUUUUCCGUCGUGAUCCGCACCGCGGUCCUCGACGGCGAUGAGGUAUCAGUCGGUGCCGGCGGGGCUAUUACGUACUUGUCCGACAAGGAGAAGGAGUGGCAGGAGGUCCUCGAUAAGGUUGAGGCUCUGUGCAUGGUGGAUGUGCGGGAAAGCUCAGAGUAGAGGGAGGGAGUGUCACGAACUCUUCAAUGCACCUUGCUAAUCGUACAUUAUUCGGUACACUU